AUGGCCGGCUCAGAGGCUGAGUGGGUAACCAUUGCCAAUAACCUUCUUUUGAAAUGUCACAUACACCUGAGGAUACGUGCACUGAAAGACUGUGAUGCUAAUGUUUUUAUUGCUCUUUAUCAAUCAAUUUUGGGAGAAAGGGUACCAGACCUCAUUGUUACUCCCGGGAGUCAGGAGGAUGAUGCCCACAAUGUACAGGCAGUGAUUGACUCACUGGCUUUGGAUUACCUGCAGGUCAGCUUGUCUCACAUUACAGGAGAAAAUAUAGUGAAAGGAGAUAAAGAAUCUAUUAAGAAUCUCCUAGAGAUAUUUGAUGGGUUGCUGGAGUAUCUUACAGAACAAAUCAGCGAAACAUCUCAGGAGAAAAGUGAAACUGAGCAGCAUGGUAAAGCAUCACAUGCAGGAUGCCCUUUGGAAGAGCUGGGAAGUACUGAAGAGACCUGGAGGAGAGUGCCUUCACGGAGGUACUCCCUGGCUUCUGAAGCGUUGGGCCCCUCUUGGGAUGAAGAUGAAGCAGAGUCCGCUGGUGAAAUCAUUAGACUUGGAGAUACAGCACAUACCUUUUCUCUAAGAAGUAAUGGUAACCAAGAUCCUGGUGAAAUGCAAUCCAGGAAAGCCCCAACUUCACCAAGUUCGAAGUCACAUACAGAAGUGUUGAAGUCUCCAUCUAGUUUUUGGUCCAACAGUAGAACAGCCUUUGCUGAAGACAUGGAAAUUCCUUCUGCAAGUAUGACUGCAAGUGCCAGGAAGCUAGGGGAGCCUAUCCGGCCAGCCAUCCCUUUACAGCCACCCUACCAGCCUGCUGAGUUGCGCGCCCCCUGCCCCAUAGGAAAAGAGUACUUGCGGGCAGCUCACUGCGCCUCUGCCGUGGAGUCUACUGGAGAGUGUACAGCACUUCCCAUGGAACCAGAUGAUAGCAUUUUCUUCACUUCCAAGUUGCCUAAAAAUAGCAAACAGGGAAUGUGUUCAGCUCAUGUCCAAAGCCCCAGGACAAGGAGGCCUCCCAAAGGAAAAAGAUAUGAAAACAGAUCUGCAGUUUCAUCUUGGGAUUCACCUUGUUCCCAGAGGCUAAGAAGGAAGUUAACACAACAAGAGUUGCAUGCAGUCUCAGAGAAACUAUCUCAGCGGCUCUCUGAACUAGAUUGGAUGUUAAAAAGUGCCCUGGGUGAUAGAAUUAAAGACAAGACUGAAUACGAAGAGGAAGAUGUGGGGAAUGAAGAGGUGGCGAGCGGAAAUGCUGAGACCUUGUCUCAGCACAGUGACAGCAUCAUGGAGUAUGGACCAAAGAAGCAAAGGCCAGGACUUACCACACCUAGAAAGCUACCUUACAGAUCCCAUUCGCUCUCCCCUUCACCAGUGAACAAACACAAGCAGUGCCAUACGGAGAGAGCAAAGCAGCGAAAACGAAAAGAAACAGAUAUCCGCCGAUUCCAAGCAAAGGCAAUAACUGAAGCAUUUGAAAGGGAACUACAAGGAAAUAAAGUUCAAGAGAAUAUCGGCCCUCUAGGGAUGAAUGACGAGGAGGAAACAGAAAAAAUAUACCGAGAAGCUGUUCAUAAAGGAACGCCCAAACCUUGUCAGCCUUGGAAGAUAUACUCUAAAAAAACCACAACUCCACAUCCAAGAGGUGGCUUCCCAAAGCUAAAUAAAGCAGUUCCAAUGAAAGUGAACGAGCACAGUCUCCUGCCCCUGAUGCUGGAGCAGUUCCCAUUUCUGUGUGUUUCUGGCCAAACACUAAGCAAAAUGUGGAAACAGCAAAUCGCACAGGUUGAGCAGCUCAAAAAAGAUGCCUGUGGAGAACAUCGGUCAAAGAAGAAACUUCAGGAUGAAGUAGAAGAAGCCUUACGAAGGCAUGACCUCCUCACUGCACUUGUCAAGAAAGAAUAUGAACAUAACAAGAGACUGCAAGACUUCAAGGAUCGCAUUAAUAGACAGAGGUUGACUCAAUCAAAGAUAAAAGAAAAUCGGCAGCAAAUUGUUCGUGCCCGCAGAUAUUAUGAUGAUUAUAGAGUUCAAUUGCGUGCAAAAAUGAUGAGAAUGAGGACCCGGGAAGAAAUGAUAUUUAAGAAACUAUUUGAAGAAGGUUUACAAAUUCAGAAGCAAAGAUUACGGGACCUGAGAAACUACGCUAAAGAAAAGCGAGAUGAACAAAAGAGGCAGCACCAGAACGAACUGGACUCAAUGGAGAACUACUACAGAGACCAGUUUUCUUUGCUAGCUGAGGCCAUAUCACAAGAAAGUCAAGAACUCAAAACCCGAGAGAAAUUCCAGGCCCAGACUUUACAGAAGGUGAAGAGGGAGCUGAGAUCUAAGAUGGAGAAGGAAAUUCAUGAACUGCAGAACAUGAUAACACAGAACGAUGAUGAUGCUUUCUUCCGUGAACUGGAAGCUGAGCGCUUCAAAUCUCGUCUUCAUCUGGCUUCCUUUCAGUACAGUAAACAUCCCCUACCGUGA
Molecule: messenger RNA, 2454 nt
Organism: Chrysochloris asiatica (Cape golden mole)
Lineage: Eukaryota; Metazoa; Chordata; Mammalia; Afrosoricida; Chrysochloridae
Gene: CEP95
Product: centrosomal protein 95kDa
Exons: 20
Coding region: 1-2454 (817 amino acids)
Cellular component (GO): spindle pole; centrosome
Source: RefSeq, a predicted model, not a curated record